This is a messenger RNA of Budorcas taxicolor (takin), 2910 nucleotides long. It is a transcript of the gene ZKSCAN2, whose product is annotated as zinc finger with KRAB and SCAN domains 2. Lineage: Eukaryota; Metazoa; Chordata; Mammalia; Artiodactyla; Bovidae. Bases 1 to 2910 code for a protein of 969 amino acids. Gene Ontology annotation, molecular function: RNA polymerase II cis-regulatory region sequence-specific DNA binding; DNA-binding transcription factor activity, RNA polymerase II-specific. Gene Ontology annotation, biological process: regulation of transcription by RNA polymerase II. The record is from RefSeq and is a predicted model, not a curated record. The transcript has 7 exons.
AUGGCUGCAUCCCUGGACCCUCAGACCGACGCGCCCCUGGAGGUUGAAGGAUGCCUCAUAAUGAAGGUGGAAAAGGAGCCCGAGUGGAUAUCGGAGCCCAUUCUGGAAGGAUCGGAUAGCUCUGAGUCCGAGACCUUUCGCAGAUGCUUCAGGCAAUUCUGUUAUGAGGAUGUGACUGGACCCCAUGAAGCUUUCAGUAAACUCUGGGAACUUUGCUGCCGGUGGCUGAAGCCAGAAAUGCGUUCCAAGGAACAGAUCCUGGAGCUGCUGGUGAUUGAGCAGUUUCUCACCAUUUUACCGGAGAAGAUUCAGCGGUGGGCACAGAAACAGUGUCCGGAAAGUGGAGAGGAGGCGGUGGCCCUGGUUAUACAUUUGGAGAAAGAGACUGGAGGACUAAGACAGCAGGUUAGCAGUCCUGUGCACUCGGAGAAGCAAGCCCCCCUUGGAGCAGCCUGGGAGGUGGCAGACUUUCAGCCAGAGCCAGUGGAGGCCCAACCCAGAGUGACGUCUCAGGAGGAAGCUGAAAGCCUCCACUCAGGACGCCAGGAGCAGCCGAACCGAAAGAGAGAGCUUCGACCCUUACCUCAAAAUGCUUGGCCUUCUCCCUGGGUUCCUUCUCCUGCUAAUGAAUGGAACACCAUAGAUCAGGAAGUAACAGCCACACGAGUUCCUGUCAGGUCCCAGGGACCAGUGAAAGAUGUCCACACGGCAAGAGGUUUUUCCUACAAAAAGAGUGUGCAUCAGAUUCCUGCUCACAAAGACCUCUACCGGGAUAUUAGAAAGGAGAGUGUUGGGAACAUGGUCUCCCUGGGAAGCACAGCGUCUGCAGCUAACAAGAUAGCCCGGCUGGAGCCGAGAAAGGAGCCAUGGACCAUAGGUCUGCAGUCCUCUAAUAAGAGGACUGUCCUGCGAAGCAACUACAUCAAGGAAAAGUCAGUUCAUGCUAUUCAGAUCCCUGCAAGGAAUGCAGGGAAAACAUGGAGAGAGCAGCAGCAGUGGGGUCUGGAAGAUGAAAAAAUAGCAGGCGUGCAUUGGAGUUACGAGGAAACUAAGACUUUUCUUGCAAUUCUCAAAGAGUCUCGCUUUUAUGAAACACUUCAGGCUUGUCCCCGAAACAGCCAGGUAUAUGGUGCUGUGGCUGAAUGGUUGCGAGAAUGUGGCUUCCUCCGAACACCAGAACAAUGUCGGACCAAGUUCAAAAGUCUGCAGAAGAGUUACCGAAAAGUGAGAAAUGGCCACGUGCUAGAACCCUGUGCUUUCUUUGAGGACAUGGACGCUUUGUUGAAUCCUUCAGCUCAUGCUUCAUCCACGGAUAAGCCAAGGGAGAUUCUGUCUCUCCCCAGACUGAAGAGAAUUGGCAUCAGUGCUAAAGAACAGAUCAAUUUGGUGGAGGAGGAAGAAGCUGCAGAGGAGUCUGAUGGUGAUGAAAUGGGCGUUGAGUUUAUCCGGAAGCCUGAGCUUCAUGGUGCCCCUGUCAUAUUUCAAAACCUGAGUGGUGUGCACUGGGGCUAUGAGGAAACCAAGACUUUCCUUGACAUCCUCCAUGAGACUCGGUUUUACGAAGCACUGCAAGCCUGUCAUCGGAAGAGCAAGUUGUAUGGGGCCGUGGCUGAGCAGCUGCGUGAGUGUGGCUUCCUCCGAACUCCGGAACAGUGCCGGACCAAGUUCAAAAGCCUUCAGAAGAGUUACCGCAAAGUGAAAAAUGGUCAUGUGCUAGAGUCCUGCGCAUUCUACAAGGAGAUGGAUGCUCUGAUUAACUCGCGGGCAUCUACUGCUCCCACCAGCUCCCCAGAAGAAGCCCCAUCACCCUCAGUUCAAGAAAGAGAGGACAUGGAAAUUGAACCCCAGGAACCUACGGUCUGGGAACCUGAGGAGGACUCCCAGGAGGCUCUUGUUGAAGACUCUGGCAGUGAGAGAAUGAGUGAGGAAGAAAUCAUGCAAGAACCAGAAUUCCAGGGACCUCCAGGUUUACUGCAAAGCCCAAGUGAUUUUGAAAUUGAAAGUAGUAUCAAGGAAGAUGCAACACGGGUGAUCUGUAAGGACAUGGAGCAGCAUAGGGCAUUCAUAGAAAAGUCUAAAAGAGUCAUUUCCCAGAAUGUUGAUCCAGGUAAAUAUCAUAAAAGGGAUUGCAUCUCAGGAAGACAGUGGGAAAACCCUCAUGGAAUCCGACAGGGAAAACUGAUGCCUCAGCCUCGAGAUUUGGGGAAAGCCAUAGUGCAUCAGAGGCCUCUCGUGGGGAAGAGGCCCUUCCGGCUCCUCAGAUAUGGAGAAAGCUUUGGAAGGAGUCCGCGUCUCAUGUGCCGCAUGACCCACCAGAAGGAAAACCCUUCUAAGUGUAGUGUCUGUGGGAAGUGCUUCGGUAGAAGCAGGAGUCUAGUCCGACACCAAAGAAUCCACACGGGAGAAAAACCUUUCAAAUGUCUUGACUGUGGGAAAAGCUUUAAUGACUCCUCCAACUUUGGUGCCCACCAGAGAAUUCACACAGGAGAGAAACCCUACAGAUGUGGAGAGUGUGGGAAAUGCUUCAGCCAGAGCUCAAGUCUCAUUAUACACCAGAGAACCCACACUGGAGAGAAGCCCUACCAGUGCGGAGAGUGCGGGAGGAGCUUCACCAACAGCUCGCACUUCAGCGCCCACCAGAGAGUCCACACCGGCGAGAAUCCCUACAAGUGUGUGGACUGUGAGAAAAGUUUCAAUAACUGUACGAGAUUUCGCGAGCAUCGGCGAGUACACACCGGGGAGAAGCCCUACGGGUGCAUCCAGUGUGGCAGACGUUUCAGCAAGAGUUCUGUGCUCACCAAACAUCGGGAGGCUCAUGUGAGAGAAAAGCUGCUGCCACCCCCGCCAGCAUUCUGCUCCCCGGAGAACCCCCUCAAGGGCAAGACUGAUGAAUUCAGGCAGACUUUAUGA